Molecule: messenger RNA, 5330 nt
Organism: Hyla sarda
Lineage: Eukaryota; Metazoa; Chordata; Amphibia; Anura; Hylidae
Gene: AP4E1
Product: adaptor related protein complex 4 subunit epsilon 1
Exons: 22
Coding region: 302-3586 (1094 amino acids)
Biological process (GO): intracellular protein transport; receptor-mediated endocytosis
Cellular component (GO): AP-4 adaptor complex; membrane coat
Molecular function (GO): cargo adaptor activity
Source: RefSeq, a predicted model, not a curated record
AUCUAUCUAUCAUGUAUCUACCUAUCUCUGAGUUGCUGCAGGGUAAUGUCUUCCCAUACAUCUACCUGUACUUGGGAUCACAUUGAUUUCUUCUAUCCUUACUAUACAUUAUUAUAUAUUCCACAGUAAAUUAUAGUCACAUUUUCUAUAAGUGACCUCAGCUCUUCAGCUAUGGUGGAACUACCUACCCUGACAGGGCAUGCUGAGAGUUGUAGUUUUGCCCUAGCUGAAGUGCUGCAUAUAUGUAUAACCUGGAGCACAUUUAUUGGAGCAGUCCUCUAUAUAACCUCAUGGUCCCGGCAUGAUGUCAUUUCUGGAGGAAGAAAAGCUUAUCCAGCAAGAACUUGCCAACUUGAAAUCCACAGUUUCUUCACCCAAUACAACCCUGAGGCAGAAGAAGGAAUGCAUGGUGAGACUGAUUUACUGUGAAAUGCUGGGAUAUGAAGCCUCAUUUGGUUAUAUUCACGCCAUCAAAUUAGCUCAGCAAGGAAACCUUCUUGAAAAACGAGUCGGUUACUUGGCAGUGUCAUUAUUUCUUCAUGAAAACCAUGAGUUGCUGCUUUUGCUAGUAAAUACUGUUCUGAAGGAUCUGCAGAGCACUAACCUUGUGGAAGUAUGCAUGGCGCUGACUAUUGUGAGCCAGAUAUUCCCCCGGGAAAUGAUUCCUGCUGCUCUGCCACUUAUCGAAGACAAGCUGCAGCAUUCUAAGGAAAUCGUGAGAAGGAAAGCUGUCCUGGCAUUGUAUAAGUUCUACCUUAUUGCUCCUACACAAGUACAGCACAUACAUGAGAAGUUCAGGAAGGCGUUAUGUGACAGGGAUGUCGGUGUCAUGGCGGCUUCUCUACAUAUUUAUCUGCAGGUUAUAAAGGACAGCCCAUCUGGAUACAAGGAUUUGACGGGAUCAUUUGUGACCAUUUUGAAACAAGUGGUUAGAGGGAAACUUCCUGUAGACUUUAACUAUCACAGCGUCCCUGCCCCCUGGCUCCAGAUUCAGCUCUUGAGGAUCCUGAGACUGCUGGGAAAAGAUGACCCUGGGACGAGCCAACUUCUUUACGAUGUACUAGAUGAAUCGUUACGAAGAGCAGAAAUAAACCACAACAUCACAUACGCUAUCCUUUUUGAAUGUGUUCAAACUAUUUAUACAAUUUAUCCAAAGUCCGAUUUAUUUGAGAAAGCUGCAAAAUGUAUUGGAAAAUUUGUUAUUUCUCCAAAAAUCAACCUUAAGUAUUUAGGACUUAAGGCACUUACAUAUGUUAUCCAGCAAGACCCCAGUCUGGCCUUGCAACACCAAAUGACAAUAAUCGAAUGCUUAGACCACCCCGAUCCCAUCAUUAAAAGAGAGACAUUGGAGCUUCUGUAUCGAAUCACCAAUGAACAGAAUGUUACAGUUAUUGUACAGAAAAUGCUGGAGUAUUUAAAGCAAAGUAAGGAUGAAUAUACAGUCAUUGCACUGGUUGGAAAAAUAGCAGACUUAGCGGAAAAAUUUUCACCAAGCAAUCAGUGGUUUGUUGAGACUAUGAAUGUAGUGUUUUCCAUUGGUGGAGACCUGGUGCACCCAGAUAUUCCUAACAACUUUCUCCGGCUUCUGGCUGAAGGAUUUGGUGAUGAAAAAGAAGAUGGACAGCUGAGGCUGUAUGCAGUGCAGUCUUAUCUCUCCUUACUGGAAAUGGAGAAUGUGCAUUAUCCACAGAGCUUCCUACAGGUUAUCAGCUGGGUAUUAGGAGAAUAUUCCUAUUUGGCCAAGCAAGUUUCUACAGAAUCUGUAAUAUCUAAACUUCACAGUGUUCUGCUCCAAAGCUCUCUGACUCCUGAAUCAACGUCCUGGAUUAUGGCUGCAAUAACAAAGCUGGUUGCGAUCACUUCACAUUCUUCAUUAGUAGAUCAACUAAUCCAAGAAUUCUCAACCAGCCAGGACACGGGCAUGCGGCAGCAGACCUGCGAAUUAAAGGCACUGUGGGAGGACAGGCCGCUAAUGCAAAGACUUUUUCCACUCAAUUCCUGCUGUGAAGACUUAUUGGUUGAUGCUUCACUGUCUUUCCUGGAUGGAUAUGUGGCGGAGGCUCUUAGUAACGGUGCAGCCCCAUACAAGCCUCAUCACCAGCGCCAAGAGGAAAAGCUGUCUCGGGAAAAGGCUUUGAAUCUCGAACCCUAUGGACUGUGCUUUUCCCCAAGUCUACCUUCUAUUAGUUUGGCUGAUGGACAUUCCCCUUCUGCAGCCUCCGUUUUAUCUGAAAUGUCUGGAAACAGUGGGGAGACUGGACAAAAAGAGGAAAAUCGUCUGAAGAUGGAAGGCAUUAGAAAAGUUUGGGGAAAAGAAGGCUACUUAUUGAAAAAGGAAAGUAAAACGAGCAAACCAGAGUGUGUUUCACCUCCAUUGGAGAGUGGUAUCUCGAUGGGUGAGGAUGAAGAACCUGCGGUGACUCCUGCAGAACCAGCAGUGGAGCUUAUUUCAGAAGAAGAGCGAGAAAAGAAACAGUUAGCUUCCACCUUAUUUGUGGGCCUGGGUGCUAAUGCCGUCUCCUUGUGGAGUACCCCUUUAACUACUAGACCACUAGGAAUAGUACAGAGCACACUGCAGGAUCUUUGCUCUGCUGAUAAGUGGGGCCAUAAAAAAAUGGGUAAACCAGACCAGACCCCGCACAAGUUUAAAAGAAAAUCUAAAUUAGUGAAGAAAGAGAAUACCCAGCCCUUGUAUUCCCCCGGGGUGCAGAAUCACAUAGCACUGCCAUUACCAAAUGACGUCUCCUCAGUCUCUUCUAGGUUGUUGCCUUCUCAGACACUUGAAGAGAAGUCAGUAGAUGGGAAAGUUUCUUCUUUGUUUGCAAACACUAACUUGGAAACGUUUGCACCCACCCAAGGUGCCAACCCAAUUCUCUCUGUGCCAUCCUUACUUCCUGAGCUUGCCCAGCAUCCACACGCUGCAGUUGCUGAGUUGGCAAGUUGUAGGACUCUGACCCUGUUCUCCAGUAAAGUAUGGAAAGAUGACUGUGUGCUACUUGUGGUGUUCAUUGUUAAUCCGACAAGCUCAACCAUUAAGAACAUUCAUCUGACUCUGGAAGGCUCCGAGAUUCUUACAGUUUCCGAGAAUUUUUGUUGCCAGCUUUCUCAUUUGGAGGCACGCGGAGUGCAUCAGUGCUGGGGAAGUGUACUCCUAGCCCAUCCGUGCAGAAAAGAGUCAAUCAGUGGCUGUGUCACUUACCUGGCAGAGCCCGAGGUGCCUUCUCUGCUUCAGUUCUCACUACAUUUUGUGCUGUCAGAUUUUAUCAGACCUCUUACAAUUUCCACUGAAGAGUUUGGUACAAUGUGGCUGACACUAGCUAAUGAUGUUAAGGAGAAAAUCCAGGUCUCCAGUCCGCAGCAAUCCCUUUCUGAAGUAUUGCAUGUCAUACAGCAAGCACUAAACCUUUAUAUUGUUGACAUUAUCGGAGAUGAAGGGAUAGCUGCAUGCCAGCUAAUGCCCUCAGUACCAUCUCUGCUGCACUGCCAACUCCAGGAGGGUGCGUUGGUGGUAUGGAUAAAAUCGUCUUCUUCUGCACUCUCAGACUGUUUACUUUAUCUCAGCCAAAACGCAUUAAAAGAACACUGAGACUAGUGGUGCCUCCUCUGCUGGAUUUUGUCAUUUACAUGACUCUGUUGUGUACCAAAGUACCAAGUUCAAAGAGGAAUGACACAACGCUAUGGACUUUGGAGAGAAACAGAUUUAUAUUGCUUUAUUUUAUUAUAAACAUUUUUUUUUUAUUGACAGGUUGUUGCUGAUACUUGAUGAUUUGUCUUGCACUUGAUGGAUAAGAACAUGUUUUAUUUUUUAUUUUUUUUUUGUUCUCCUUUUUACAAGAGAAGUCUAUUAUUUAUGUGCUGCACUGCGACAUCACUAUAGACUAUAGGAGUUCGAGGAUACCUCAAAGUAUUUAUCUCCUGCUGCUACCAGGAUCCAGGUUAGCGUGUUCUCCUCCUUGCUGACUGCAGCUGAUGCUGGUUAGAAUAUUAAUGUGGGAUGGAUCCUUUACAGCGGAAGUAUCUCUGCAGAAAUAUGUGAGGGCAUUGGGUAAUUUUUAACAGAUUUAUUGUUUUAUCCCUGGUUUGGUGAAAUGCAUUAUAUACGGUAUAUGCUCAUACACAGAAAUGAGAACUGUUUGGCUUUGUUUACAUUUACAUUUAGAGCCUCUGUAGUAUUUUGACUGAUGGACCCCACUAAAUGCAGUGGACCCAUCAAGUUUCACCAGUGCACACAAAUUCAGCAUAGCUCUAAGUCUGUUGUCAGACUGUGGACCUCCAGAUGUUGCAGAACUACAACUCCCAGCAUGCCCGGACAGCCAACGGCUGUCCGGGCAUGCUGGGAGUUGUGGUUCUGCAACAUCUGGAGGACCAUCGUUUGGAGACCACUGCUUUAAGAGCGCCAUUGUCAAACAACAUCAUGAUAAUGUGAGCGGAGCCACAUACUUGCAUCAGUGAAGCUGGUUAGAGACUGCAGGUUAACCUGUCAUGUGCCUUUUGGUUUGGGAUGUCCUGUCUAGGAUAUUGAGAGCAGGUUAUGCUUGUCUGCAUUCUGCUGUGGGAUAGGUCAUCAUACAUCUGAUAAUUCAUAAUCUGAACCCAUCAUUGAUAAAUAUUAUUACAGUAGAAUCUCCCAAUAACGGACACUCGCGGUGGAAAAAAAAAAAAGUGUCCACUAUUGACCCUUAUUGGGGAAAAAGGCUCAAAAAUCUUUCUGAAUGCUGUACUGUACUCAUUCCAGAGUGUAAUUACCUAUAAAACAUGAUAAAAAGCUAAAUUGCAGUAGAAUCUCCCAGUGAAUUUUAGUUCCCCCGCUUGAUCCCUUCACUGCCAUUUCAUUUCCCCUUUACACCCUGUGUCACUUUAUUCCCCCUGUGCCAAAUCAUUCCACCCUUUACCCCUUGUGCCACAUAAUUUCCCCUUAAUCCCCCCUGUGCCAUUUCAUUCCCCCUUUUAUUAACCUUUGUGCAAAUUCCUCACCCCCUCUUUACCACCCCCUAUGCCAUUUCAUUCUAACUUUAUCCUCCUGUGCCACUUUAUUCCUCCUUGUGCCACAUCACUUUUCCCCUUCCCUCCUCCCCCGUUGUUCUUCUUACCUGGCCAGCAGGCUCAGGUGCAGGGGCUCUUAGCAGGUUUGACGUUCUCCUGACAUGCUCUGUGCUGAGAGCAGCAGCAGCGCAGCUGCGAGCACUAACGAGUAAUGUCAGGAGCGUCACUCGUCAGUUCCUGCAGCCAUCGUUCCUUACAGCCUGAGUGCAACCUAAGUGAGUGCUGCGCAGAGGAUGUCAGGAGAACGUCAAACCUGCUGAGAGCCCCUGAGCCUGCUGGCCAGGUAA